AUGUCGUUUCUUACAGAAUUAAAAGAGAUCUUGGAAUCAGUGCCAUUAGAGAAAACAGUAAAGACGUUUAAUUAUUCUUCUGGUCGCUACACCAGUAUUUAUGCAGAGUUGACCAGGAUUGGAUUUGAUAGAAUUCAUAGCAUGUCUGAUACCAUGAAUGAAAUAGUGUUUGUAACUCGUGAUAAGGGUGAGCGUGAGCACUUAUUAAGAGUGUCGCUUUCGAACGAAUACCCGUUUGUUCCAGCGCAGAUAAGCAGUGAUCUGCCCAAAGAGAUGACGCCUAAACCAUAUUUGUAUCAGGUUUUAGAAGAACAUGAAAGUAUUAUAAACAAAUACCAGCCUCUUUUUGAUAGUCUAGAUGAUCUAGACAAACACAUGCGAAUCAUCGAACCGGAACACCCCAAAAGAAAUGAUCUGUGGAGACGCAUCGCAUUAGGCCACCACUGUUCCUUUCAUAUCCAAUUAGAUCCCGAUUAUCAAAAUACGAAGCCUGGCCUCAUUCGUUUUUUUGGUAGUUCGAACCGUGUGCAAGAUUUAAAAGCAAAAUGGAAAUCAUAUGCAUGGAAUAAACAAGAAAGUCUCUCUGUGAACUUAUUAAAUUCGUUUCAAAUUGAAUCAUCCAAUACAAAUAAUGACUAUACAAACACAAGUGAUAUUGAAUGCGGUAUUUGUUACUCCUACAAAUUGGACAGUGGUGAUUUGCCUCAAAUCAUUUUGGUUACGAUCGAACCCGACUACAACACAAAGCUUUAA
This is a messenger RNA of Mucor mucedo, 753 nucleotides long. Its product is annotated as Fanconi anemia complex, subunit FancL, WD-repeat containing domain protein. The transcript is spliced from 4 exons. The record is from RefSeq and is a predicted model, not a curated record. Gene Ontology annotation, molecular function: ubiquitin protein ligase activity. Lineage: Eukaryota; Fungi; Mucoromycota; Mucoromycetes; Mucorales; Mucoraceae. Gene Ontology annotation, biological process: interstrand cross-link repair; protein monoubiquitination. Gene Ontology annotation, cellular component: nucleus; Fanconi anaemia nuclear complex. Bases 1 to 753 code for a protein of 250 amino acids.